Molecule: messenger RNA, 5071 nt
Organism: Pipra filicauda (Wire-tailed manakin)
Lineage: Eukaryota; Metazoa; Chordata; Aves; Passeriformes; Pipridae
Gene: ING3
Product: inhibitor of growth family member 3
Exons: 11
Coding region: 3189-4238 (349 amino acids)
Biological process (GO): regulation of DNA-templated transcription
Cellular component (GO): NuA4 histone acetyltransferase complex
Source: RefSeq, a predicted model, not a curated record
ACAAAUAUAUUUUAGGUUUCUUUUAGAUCACUUUAUAUCUCUGCUUAUAUCCUGAUGUAAUACACUGCUUUAUGCUGUUUUCAGGAUGCACUGGCCUUUCAUCCUUUCUAAUGCAAUCUCAUCUGGGACUUCGAUGUCCUUUAAUAUCUAAUUAGCUGUUGUGGUCAUUUAACAGACAGUUAAUAUGGUUAUCUGUAACUGUGAUCCAAAGGUCUUCGUUAAUGAAGCUGUUAUUGCACAAGAGAUGUGAGGAAUCGUCCAUAUAGAAGGGUUAGGCUAUUGUAAAGAGGAAUGAAAGAGCAAAGUUUGAAAUAACAAGGGAAUGCUGUAUAGGAAUACACAAUGCAGGACUAAGUGGGAACAGUUCUUGAAAACUGUAGUUUAACCUAUAAUAUUUCAAAGUGCAGUCUUAGGCUUUUCCUUGGAUAUUUACUUUGGUAGACCCAGCAGGUCUGUUUAACAGACCCUGCUGACACACACAUAAGUGGCUAUAGGAUUUUUUUGGUAUAUUAUGACCCAAGUGCUAUCUUGGGUUCAGUGCUUAAAGUUGUGGGAACAGUCAUGGCUCCUUAUGGGAGAAAAUCCCUCUAAAGUCACUUUCACCAGAGAGCACCUGGAGAGGGGGUGAGCGGCUCACUGACUUAGGUAGUUUGGAAUAAGUUCACAACUUUUACUUUUGUUCCAUAGAGAGGCAAAGAAGCUAGUAGGGGUUUUUUUAAGUGUGUUUCAGAAUUGAGCCAGCUAGCAUUGCCAAGGUUGCAGGAGUGUCAUUUCCUCUUCUUUAACUGGAAAUUACAAAUAACACUCCAUAUUGUAUUGCUGGAAAUAGCAAAUGACACUGAAUACUGUAUACUAGGACCAACCUUGGGCACAGAGAAAAAUUCUCUCAGGCCUUGGUACUUCUGUUAUUUUUACACAGUGAGUGACAGAGCAUCCAAAGACAUUUACAAAAUUUCUGGAGUAGCAUCUCUAACAUCAGUUGCCAAACUGCCCGGUGAGCCCUACAUACAAACCUGGAGGUUGUUCUCGUGCUGUGAUACAGUGACUUGCUGUGAAGAUUCAGGGUCUUGAAAGUACUUGGAAACAGUAGUUUGAUGAGUGAUGCUGUCCCAGAAAUCCACAUGAGCUGUAAUUCAGAGACACCUGUGCUGCUCUGUUUUAGAGUCAGUGUUGACUUUAUGUUCUGUCCUGUUUAGACCACUUGGACUCCUAAUGGAGCAGGUGCUGCUGUUGUUGGAAGAAAUAACAAACCAGAUGUACCUUCUGUAUGUUCUGAUAAGACUGCUGUGGGAAAAGCAAAGGUCAUCGGAGUUGUGACUUGACUCUUGAGCUUUAACUGAGCUCUACAUGAAGCAUAAAAUGUUUCUCUGUUUAAGGUCAAGUCAUGGAUUAUCAGGCCUUUAUGGUAAAACAUAAAACUCUGGAAAAAAGCCUCUCUUCUAAUAGAUUUCCUGGUAACUCCCCUGAGAAAUCUGAUAUAAGAAAUUAGUGUCUCAGAAUAUAGUAUCACAGUUGGAUUAAAAAGGUUGGGAGGAAGAAAAGGUGGAUGAACUUGAGUGUACCAGAGAGAACUUUUCAUAUAAUUUGGUAGAUCUCACCUUCACUUCCCUUUGCCGUUUCUGCCCUUUUAGGAGAAACCAAAUUUCUGUGGAAGUUUUCCCUUAUGCAGUUUCACACAGACUGAUAACGUGUCCUCAAUAAAAAGUGAAGAGGAAAGAUUUUUUUUGUCAUUUCUUGUCUAUGGAGCUCUUGGAAUAAUUAUCACCUAAGGUGUAUGGGCUCUGGGAUAGAAGGUAGAACAUUUAGUUUGUUGGCUUUAUGGACCGAAUUGUUGUCAUUUGGUCAGAAGUCAUUUUAGAAGCCUCCACAUAAAGUGUGUGCUUCUUGAUUGCUUUUCAGGCUUCUUAACUUUCUCCCUGGAUAACAUGGUGCAAGUGGAAAAUGCUCAUUGUACAGAUUCUCCCAUCUUUAGCCUGUGUUACACCAAAAGUGUGAAUGCUUUGUUUGUCUGUGUCUAAACAAAGUUGAUGUGAGCCUGUGUCACAACUGUUAUGGCUUGGGAUUAAUGGUGAGAGUUGUUAGGUUCCUGUUGGGUUUUGUGCUGGAUGUUCCCAGCAUAGGGAAAGUUGAUGAAUGUUUUUGAUCAUUUAGUAUGAAUGAUUUUUGGUUAUUUACAUAAAUAGUUUUAGCUGUGAAUUUUCAUAGGGUGAAAAGACCUUUGGCCUCUGUUGGGUUUUAAGAGUUAGUCAUACUGUCUUUCAUGAGCUUCUUGAACUAGAUAAUUCACUUCCAUUUUUUUUUUUUUUGGCAAGAGAUGAUGCCCAUCAUGUAAUUCAGUUUUGAUGGUGGUUUCUGGAAAGUUUUUUAGCUGUUUUACAUCCAGAACCUGAAGUCUAGGUAGUUUGUGGGUUGUCACAUUUAAUUUGAAACUGCUGUCUGGGCAGCGUUGCUGAGAGUGCUGUUAAAAAAAAUCAGUAUUGUCAUCUACCCUGACACUAGCAAGGCUGUCAAAGCAGGUUUGACUGAGGCAGCUGUACGUUUUUGGAAAUAUGCAAGCUGUUGUGUGCACAACUGUUGAAGUAGUAAACUCAGUGGGAGAAGCAUGAAGGGAAAGGGAAGGGAAUCCCUGUUACUGUCUUAAUAAACAACAGAAAAACCCCCUUGUAGUUAACAUUUUCCUUUCUAGAGAUAGUUAAUGUUAGAAAAUUGGUGGUUUUAUUUUUUCCCCUUACGAUAUUUCUAAACUUUAUGUAAGUGAGAAUCCUGUCUAAAUAGUAUUUCAUCAGUGAUUUACCCCUGUGGGGAUGGGGGAAUAACUUGUGCUUUGCCCUUACCCUUCAUAGCAUACAAUGGAGAGGGCCUUGAUUUAAAGGCAGUGACUUUACUCUUCAGUUGCUCUACCUUUUUGAGGCACUAAUUUUUUUCAAUUAUUUGGUUUUGUAUUUGACUGUUUCUCUUAGGAGAAUAUUUUGUUUCCUGCUCAGUUUGUAACUGGCUAGAAUGUUCCAAAGUCAGCAAUCUAGAGCCCUGGGUGAGGAGUUUGGGUCGUGCUUUAAGUCACUACCACUGCUCUUAGGGACAAAAAACCUUUAGAACUUGGAGUCCUGCCUGUCCCAUGCUGGAGAGCACAAGAACCUUGAUGAGAAUCCUACCAGAAUGCAAUUCUGCUUCUUGGAAAUGAAGAUGCAAUGGAUCAGCUUGAGCAGAGGGUAAAUGAAUUUUUUAUGAACGCAAAGAAAAACAAACCUGAAUGGAGAGAAGAACAAAUGACAUCAAUCAAAAAAGAUUAUUAUAAGGCUUUGGAAGAUGCAGAUGAAAAAGUGCAACUGGCUAAUCAAAUAUAUGAUCUGGUGGACCGUCAUUUGAGAAAAUUGGACCAGGAACUCGCUAAAUUUAAAAUGGAACUUGAAGCAGAUAAUGCUGGAAUCACAGAAAUAUUAGAGAGACGGUCUCUGGAGCUGGAUACACCAUCACAGCCUGUGAAUAACCAUCACGCCCAUUCUCAUACUCCAGUAGAGAAAAGGAAACACAAUCCAUCUUCUCACCACAGUACAACAGAUCAUGUUCCUGAAAAGAAGUUUAAAUCUGAAGCUCUUCUAUCUACCCUGACUUCAGAUGCUUCUAAAGAAAAUACACCAGGAUCCGGGGCCGGUGCAAUUACCAUGGCAGCAGCUCAAGCAGUGCAAGCCACGGCACAGAUGAAGGAGGGAAGACGAACAUCCAGUCUAAAAGCCAGCUAUGAAGCAUUUAAAAACAAUGAUUUUCAGCUUGGAAGAGAAUUUUCAUUGUCCAGAGAUUCAGCUGGAUAUUCGUCAUCAGCUCUGGCAUCUACGUUAACACAGACAUUAAGUUCAUCAACCACAGAUUCACGAAGUGGCAGAAAAAGCAAAAACAACAACAAAUCCUCAAGUCAGCAGUCCUCGUCAUCUUCUUCUUCUUCCUCUCUGUCAUCAUGUUCUUCUUCAUCUGCACUAGCACAAGAACUGUCUCAGCAAACAGCAGUAAUACCAGAGUCUGAUUCUAAUAGCCAGGUUGACUGGACCUAUGAUCCAAAUGAGCCACGUUACUGCAUUUGUAAUCAGGUGUCCUAUGGUGAAAUGGUAGGCUGUGAUAACCAAGAUUGUCCUAUUGAGUGGUUCCACUAUGGAUGUGUUGGACUGACAGAAGCACCAAAAGGGAAAUGGUACUGUCCACAGUGUACAGCUGCAAUGAAGAGAAGAGGCAGUAGACAUAAAUAAGUUUCUUCAUCUGGAAAACAAAUUGUGUACUAAAGGUUUUAUAGAGGUCUUAGGAGCGGAGGGGGAACUCCCACAACACCUGCUUGCAACCACUGAAGAGUUAACAUGGCAGUCAUAGAAUGGUUGGGACUUAAUGGAAAGGACCGUAAAGAUCAUCUAGUUCCAGCCCCCAGUCGUAAGAUCAUGAAUAUUGGUUUUGCUAGUUGUGUUUUAACAUUCUAAGUAAAUUAUUUACGCACCUUGAUGUGCUACAGAUAAUAUUCCAGUGAGCCUUGGAUUAUUCCAGUGGCCAACAUAUGCAGAGAUUUGUACUAUCAAACCAUUUUCUCUAAGCACUGGGCAUUCUACAAUUAUUUAAUCUUCAAAGAAUUCCGAUAAGUCAAGGUUUUAAAUGUAUGUUUUAUAUACAAGAGAUAUAUUCUGCUGCAUGUACUGUACUCAAGAGCUGUUACGUAACACUAUGUAUAUAAAUGGUGCAAAAAGUCAGUGCUUCUGAAAAGAAAGAGACAAUGUUUUUAAAAUGCCUUUAUAGCUUUGGUUCUUUAUGAAACUUAAUUCAGCAGGCUGAAGAAAAUGGUUCUUGUAUACAGCGGGCUGUUGUCCUUUAGGGUACUCAAGUAUGUAAAAACAAAAAAAAUGCUGUAGAAUAAAACAAACUUGUGCCAUUAGUCUUUAUAUGUUUCUGCUCCAGAGAAGGUGGGGGCCAUAAGAGGAAAAAAAGGUGUUAAAGUGACAAUAAAUUUUUAUACCAAAUGUGUUUAUUUUUUUGUGCAAGUAAUCCUUUAAAUUUGAAUUGUAUUAGGUGUAAAAUAAAACAACCUCAACUCCUCAAA